Athalia rosae (coleseed sawfly) is the source of this 2480-nucleotide messenger RNA. RefSeq names its product heparan-alpha-glucosaminide N-acetyltransferase. The record is from RefSeq and is a predicted model, not a curated record. The coding region runs from base 316 to 2013 and encodes 565 amino acids. Lineage: Eukaryota; Metazoa; Arthropoda; Insecta; Hymenoptera; Athaliidae. The transcript is spliced from 12 exons.
GUUCCGAUUUCUCCGUCAAAUUUAUCUGCAUUCAUGACAUCCGACAUCGAUCGUUAUCCUUUGUUACCGAAAAUUACUCACGAGACAACUUGCAACCUGAAAAUAAUAUAAGGCGCGUAUGGUACCUGGAAUCUAACAGGUGCUCAUUCAUUCGUUCCGAUGCAACAGUCAACACAACGCGUGCUGACCAAGUGACCGAUGUUCAGCUUGGUAAAUAAGUGGGACGGACCUCUGGUUCCAUAUGCGGAUGGGAAAAUGAAUUUCGCGUUCUAAGGAUUCGAUCAACAGUUCGGUUUCAAAUAACAUUUCGAAGUCAUGGCUGAAAAUUGGAUGUGUGAUUACAACGACCUGAUUUACGACGAAGCGUGCGUGAACAUAAAAAAAAAUUCCCAACUACCCUCAGCUUGGUUGUAUUCCCUCUCCUCCGACUGCGACGCGUGUCCGUUCACCCGAAUUGGUCCGAUAACGAACUCGCCGAACCAGAGUAUCAAGUUUCAAACAGAUGCAUCUUUGACCUGGCGAAUAAGAAGCAGCGGCGAUGAGGAAUAUAUUUCAGCUAGAAAUUCAAGUGACGUUUUGUGCGAGGUGGAGCCGAAUCUGCACCAGUUCGGGGCGUACGAGUUGGAUAUCGGUAACGAAACUUGCGAUGUCCGAACACUGAAAGAUCCUUCGAGCCUUUACAUACCUCUUUGCGUCGUCGCCGCUGCGUUAAUAUGUGUUCUGGGCGGAUGCUCGUUGUUAAGAAUUGGAAUGACCAGAUUACGAAAGAAAUUAAGAGACGAAGAUAUUAACGGAGAUGUGCAACAGCAGCAACAGCGGCAUAGUAUAAAGUUGCCCGCGGCGAAACGCCGUGUAAAAUGUAUCGACACUUUCAGAGGAAUAAGCAUUUUGCUAAUGAUAUUCGUCAACGAUGGUGCCGGAGGGUUUCGCAUACUGCAGCAUGCCACUUGGGACGGUUUACUAGUCGCUGAUUUGGUUUUUCCGUGGUUUAUGUGGAUCAUGGGGGUCUGCCUACCCAUUUCCCUGGGCUCGCAACUCUCGCGAAACAUUUCAAGGUUCUCCAUAUGCAAGGGGAUCGUCAAGCGCAGUGUUAUGCUAUUUCUGAUCGGGAUAUCACUGAACACCCUCGGAACCAUCCCUCAACUAGAGAGCAUCAGGAUAUUCGGAGUAUUGCAACGAUUCAGCUUGGUGUACUUGAUAGUUGCACUGGCCCUAGUUUCUUUCAGCCGGCGAAAACGAAUUGAGCCAAAGAAUCAAUAUUUCAAAGCCAUCAGCGAUAUUCUGGCGCUCCUGCCUCAGUGGGUGUGGAUUUCUGGUAUCGUUGCUGCCCACUUUCUCAUAACGUUUCACUUGCCGGUUCCUGGUUGUCCAACAGGCUACUUGGGGCCGGGGGGGCGUCAUGAGGAUGGAAAAUACUUUGAAUGCGCCGGCGGUGCAGCGGGAUACGUGGAUCGGAAAUUGCUCGGCGUAGAACACAUCUUUCAACGGCCAGCCGUGGAUUCUGUUUAUGGGUCAGGACCGUUCGACCCCGAAGGAAUCUUGGGCUGCCUAAGUUCGAUAUUCCAGGUUUUCCUGGGGGUCCAGGCCGGGAUGGUCCUGAGAUAUUACAAAAGCUGUAAGAGCCGAGUAUGCAGAUGGCUCAUAUGGGGUGGUAUUUGUGGCUGCGUGGGUCUCGCCCUGCAUUUCAGUGGCAGCAUACCUAUCAACAAGAGUUUGUGGUCGAUGUCUUACGUCUUGGUGACAACGAGCUUGGCGCUUUUCCUAUUCACCGUCUGUUACGUCAUUGUAGACGUGACGAAAAUAUGGCGAGGAGGUCCCUUCAGAAUUCCCGGAAUGAACGCCCUGGCGAUGUACGUGGGCCACGAACUCUGUUUCCAAAUAUUUCCCUUCCACUGGCGAUACGGCCUUAUGGGGAGCCACACUUGGGUGCUGGUCGAGGCACUCUGGGGCACCGCACUAUGGACUCUGAUCGCCUAUAUUCUUCACUGGAAGAGAAUCUACGUAUCGUUGUAAAGCUUUCAUUUCAUUUGUGAAAUUUCUUUACUUUCGUUGCUCAGAAUCAAAAUUCAUCACAUUGCAACACGUGCCCGGAAUUUACAGAGCGAUUUUUCUCAUACGGAUACUUGCGUACUGCGCUGCAAGUAUGAGUCCCGGGAAAUCAAUCUCAGGGUUACCGUGAGUAUAUUUGUAUAAAAAAAAUAUGCCGCUGAACAGAUAAAAUAUUUGGUGUUACAUAUGGUUUUAUGAAUAAUCAUUUCAUCAUUUAUUUUACACAACUUACAUAAAUUAUACAAUUUAUAUAGCUAUACGGUGUACUGUAACAUAGACGAGCGGUACUUUUUUUUUUGUGCUUUUUUUUGUGUUUUCUUUUUCAAAGAUGUGUUAUAUCCUUGAAAUGCCAUGUUGACAAGUAAACGAACGCUGUCAGUUGUCGACACACCCGUGAAUGAAUAAAAACCGCAAUGGCUUAUCCGAUUAAA